ACGGUUUUUCCGACUUGAAGUGAUCACGUGAUCACUGUUUUCUACGUGGGGUCACAGCGGCUUGUAUGGACAAUUAUAAUACCAGAUAUCUUAUUAAAGGAUACAUACUAUGUUAAGCAGGAGUGACACCAAUGAAAAAUAAAAACGUUAUUAACUAACAACAAUUAGGAUGGCUCUAUCAAAAUACGACUCAACUCGGGAGACUACAAACCUAGCUCGUGUAGCCCGGAUAAUCCUAGGCCCUUGCACCGACGUACUACGCGCUGUUCUGAAAAAAGAGAUGCUUCCAGCCGCAUUGUUACACAAUGUUAAAGUUUUUAUGGCCAAUCUUCCAAAAUACACGAAGCCUCCAAUCAGUAAAACUCAAUUACAACAAGUUAAUAGCGGAGACUACUCAAAUUUUGACAUCCCGCUGCUCUACGUCCUUUUGCGCAACAUUUGUUCAAUCCCUGAACAUAGACUAAAAUGGGGAAAUAAACCUAGCCGAACAGAUAGGAGUGUGUCAGCAAAUAUUGAGAGAAUUCGUUUGGUUAGAAACGAGUAUUACGGACACGCGACCCACUUUGCUAUCCUGGAUACGGAGUUUAUAAACCAAUGGAAGGAGCUCUUGUUAAUUGUAAUUGAGUUGGAGGCGUACAUUGGUAGCUCAACUGAUCUCCAAGACGCUGUGAAAGAGAUCAAGUCGUGUCCCAUGGACAGAGAAGUAGAACAGAAAUUCAUAGACAAAUUGCUCCUUAUUGAAGAACUGCAAGACAGAAUAGCAAGUCUAGAAAAUACAAAGGUUCCUUUUCUUCUAAAAGAUAUUUCGAAAUGGAAAGAAGAUGACAAAGUGUUUUUUGAAACUCACACCUUUUCAUCGAUGCUUGAAAAAGUAAGAAGCCAGCCAUACGUGAUGUUUGUUGGUGUUCCAGGCUCAGGGAAGACGGCAACAGUACGUCACAUUGCCCUCGUAUUGCAGGGAGAAGGGUACGACAUAUUGUCAAUUAAAAAUAUAAAUGACAUUGAGACUUACUGUGAUCCACAGAAUCCUCAAGUGUUUGUUAUAGAUGACGUGUUGGGAAAGUUUGGCCUAGACGUGACUAUGUAUAAUAUAUUUAAAAAGUAUGAAGAUAUUUUGACAACACCAAAAAUGUCAAAAACCAAGGUUCUUAUGACAUGUCGCGAGCUUGUGUAUAGAAAUGAAAAAUUAUCAACACAUUUUUUGAGUCAAGAACGUAAUGUAGUAUUGUUAAAUAGUACGGAUAAUGUGCUUAAUGAUUAUGACAAACUUAAAAUAUUAGCACGGUAUCAAAUAGGAUCUGAUGUGUUGUCCUCAGAUGAAAUCAAAUCAUCAUCAAAUAUGUUUCCACUUUUAUGCAAGUUGUUUUCAUCAAAACCAAACUUUAAAGAUUAUGGUUCAACAUUUUUCAUAUCACCAGUUCCAUGUAUUUUGGACGAAUUAGACAAAAUGAGAACAGAAUCCAACGAGUUUUAUGCCUCCUUAGUUUUAUUAGUGGUCAAUCAAAACAAGUUAUCUAAAGAUAUCUUAGACAACAUUACAAAUGCCAAUGAUGAAAGCAACGGUAAUGAAAAGAAAAGUAACAUUUUAGAAGCCUGUAAAGUGAGAAAAGAUUUGGAAAGCUUCAGGAUCAUCGAUGCUUUGUCAGAGAUGGAGAAAACCUACACAAGGAGGUUCGGUAGUGAGUUUACCUUUGUUCACGACUCCAUGUUUGAAAUUGUUGCGUAUCAUUUUGGUUGUCAGUUUCAAGGUUUGAUACUACAAUACAUGAGCAGUGAUUAUAUUGCCCAUUACAUCAAAUUGAAGACAUCUGAUAGUGAGAACAUAGAAAAUGAAGAAAAGACAUGUAAAGACAAUAAGCAGAUUAAUAAAAGUACUGUAGAAAGUAGUGUAAUUGAUCUGUGUAUAAAGUUACAAGGAUCACUUCAUAAAGCAUUUGCAGAACGUUUGUAUAUAGACGUAGAGAAUGGGGAGUGGUAUAACGUUUUUGGUAAUGAAGCUCUGAAACGCCCGUCAGUGUUUCAAGCAUUUAUUGAAGUGAUGGCGGAAAAACCUUAUCCAAAACUAAAAUCCUUAUUUUUUUCGGAUAUGAAAGACACAACAAACUUACGUCACUAUGUAAACCAAGUAGAUCGCUUUCAUGAAAGUGGUGGCCUUGAAAGGUUGAUCAAAGGAAUGUUGAUCAACGAGAGAUUUAGCAGAUAUUAUGAGACCAGUGUAAGGGCCAUUAGCUGGGUCAUUUAUUAUGGACAUAAUCAACUUUUACGUUACAUAAUAGAUAGAACUAUACGCCAGCACAGCAACAGCUAUGAUCUUUUCCGAAAUUCAUACAAUGAAUGCAAAGAAAAUUAUCCAGACGUGAUCAAACGUGGUACCAACAACGAGUCAGAAUUUAUUCCAGAUAAUGUCCUGACAGACGAACAAGAAAAUGAUAAUGACAAUGUGCCAAAAAGUUCUGGAGACGAUUUUAUGUCAGGCGAUCAAGAUAAUGUUACUUUGGGUAUGUUAAACUGUUUUUUGCUCUGCUUUGGCUAUUGUGUAACAUCGGAUUCACAUAGUAACAACACAAGUAAGUUUCCUUUGACACCAUGUGCAAUUGAGAGCGAUGAAUAUUAUAGAAAAACAGACGAAUCAGAAAAACACCCAAACAGUAUUGAUGAUGACAUGGAAGUUGUUGACAGAAACAUCGAAUCGGAGAUUGACUCAUACAUUGAACCUGUCAUUGUAGAACAAAAUCGGCUGCUCUGUCUUGGUUGUUAUAGCGGUGAUAUUACCACCGUAACUACACUACUUAAACACGUUGAUAAACAUGCAAUUGACAUAACAGAAAGCUGUCACAGACGAUCUUAUUGGGUAAUGAAUCCACUAUCUAUUGCAUGUUCUCUGGGAUAUUUAGAAAUCACAAAAACAUUGAUAAAUAUUGAGGCUAAUAUCAAUCAUAAAACUGAUAUAUUCACACCACUCAUUGGUGCUUGUGAAAAUGGUCACAUUAGUGUAGUUGAAUUGUUGAUAGAUACAGGAGCUGAUGUCAAUGCUGUGUGUACAAAUAAAUCACCACUGACAGUUGCAUGUCGACAAGGAUAUUCAGAUAUAGUUUCAACUCUGAUAAAAAGAAAUGCUAGUGUAAACCUUUAUGACGGUAUGGAUACACCACUAACUGCAGCUUGUUCUGAUGAGCAUUUACAUAUUGUUGAAUCACUGAUUGAGGCCGGUGCUGCAGUAAAUCUUAACAUCAGUAACUGUACACCAUUAACAAAAGUAUGUUAUAAAGGACCUCUUGAUGUAGUUCAGUUAUUAAAUGAAGCAGGUGCUGAUGUGAAUCGCAAUGGUAGGGGGCGUACACCACUCACAAGGGCAUGUUAUUUUGGACAUUUAGAUGUAGUUCAGAAAUUGAUUGAGGCAGAUACUGAUGUUAACCUCAAUGACGGGAUGCGUACACCACUCACAAUAGCAUGUGAAAAAGACCAUCUUGAUGUAGUUCAGAAAUUAAUUGAGGCAGAUGCUGAUGUUAACCUCGAUGACGGGGAUUGUACACCACUUACAAAAGCAUGUUAUGAAGGGCAUUUAGAUGUAGUUCAGAAAUUGAUUGAGGCAGAUACUGAUGUUAACCUCAAUGACGGGAUGCGUACACCACUCACAAUAGCAUGUGAAAAAGACCAUCUUGAUGUAGUUCAGAAAUUAAUUGAAGCAGGUGCUGAUGUGAACCUCAAUGACGGGGAGCGUACACCACUCACAAUAGCAUGUCGAAAUGGACAUUUAAAUGUAGUUCAGAAAUUGAUUGAGGCAGGUGCAGAUGUGAAUCUCAAACACAGGGAGUGGACACCACUCACAAGUGCAUGCUAUUUUGGACAUUUAGAUGUAGUUCAGAAAAUGAUUGAGGCAGGUGCAGAUGUGAAUCUCAAUCCCAGGGAGUUGACACCACUCACAAGUGCAUGUUAUUUUGGACAUUUAGAUGUAGUUCAGAAAUUGAUUGAGGCAGGUGCUGAUGUGAACCUCAAUGACGGGGAGCGUACACCACUCACAAUAGCAUGUCGAAAUGGACAUUUAAAUGUAGUUCAGAAAUUGUUUGAGGCAGGUGCUGAUGUUAACCUCAGUGACAUUGAGUAUAAAAUACUUAUAAGCGCAUGUGAUGAAGGACAUUCAGAUGUAGUACAGAAAUUGAUUGAAGCAGGUGCUGAUGUGAAUCGCAAUGACGGGGAGUCUACACCACUCACAAAUGCAUGUUGUUUUGGACAUUUAGAUGUAGUUCAGAAAUUGAUUGAAGCAGGUGCUGAUGUGAACCUCAAUGACGGGGAGCGUACACCACUCACAAUAGCAUGUCGAGAUGGACAUUUAGAUGUAGUUCAGAAAUUGAUUGAGGCAGGUGCAGAUGUGAAUCGCAAUCACAGGGAGUGUACACCACUCACAAAUGCAUGCUGUUUAGGACAUUUAGAUGUAGUUCAGAAAUUGAUUGAGGCAGGUGCAGAUGUGAAUCUCAAUCCCAGGGAGGUGACACCACUCACAUGUGCAUGUUGUUUUGGACAUUUAGAUGUAGUACAUAAAUUGAUUGAAGCAGGUGCUGAUGUGAACCUCAAUGACGGGAAGCGUACACCACUCACAAUAGCAGGUGAAAAAGAUCAUCUUGAUGUAGUUCAGAAAUUGAUUGAAGCAGGUGCUGAUGUGAACCUCAAUGACGAGGAGCGUACACCACUCACAAUAGCAUGUCGACAAGGAUAUUCAGAUGUAGUUCAGAAAUUGAUUGAGGCAGGUGCAGAUGUGAAUCGCAAUCACAGGGAGUGUACACCACUCACAAGUGCAUGCUGUUUAGGACAUUUAGAUGUAGUUCAGAAAUUGAUUGAGGCAGGUGCAGAUGUGAAUCUCAAUCCCAGGGAGUGGACACCACUCACAUGUGCAUGUUAUUUUGGACAUUUAGAUGUAGUACAUAAAUUGAUUGAAGCAGGUGCUGAUGUGAACCUCAAUGACGGGAAGCGUACACCACUCACAAUAGCAGGUGAAAAAGACCAUCUUGAUGUAGUUCAGAAAUUGAUUGAAGCAGGUGCUGAUGUGAACCUCAAUGACGGGGAGCGUACACCACUCACAAUAGCAUGUCGAGAUGGACAUUAAGAUGUAGUUCAGAAAUUGAUUGAGGCAGGUGCAGAUGUGAAUCGCAAUCACAGGGAGUCUACACCACUCACAAAUGCAUGUUGUUUUGGACAUUUAGAUGUAGUUCAGAAAUUGAUUGAGGCAGGUGCAGAUGUGAAUCUCAAUCCCAGGGAGUGGACACCACUCACAUGUGCAUGUUAUUUUGGACAUGUAGAUGUAGUACAUAAAUUGAUUGAAGCAGGUGCUGAUGUGAACCUCAAUGACAGGAAGCGUAUACCACUCACAAUAGCAUGUCGAAAUGGUCAUUUAGAUGUAGUUCAGAAAUUGAUUGAGGCAGGUACUGAUGUUAACCUCAACUAGAGAGGAGCCUGUGUCAAAGCUAGGAGUAGGUCUUUCAUUGUUGCUGCGAGUUGAAAGUUUAUAUGAUUUGGUGUCACACGAUUAUAAUGACUAAUGACUAAAAUUUCACUUCUGCCUUUGUUAUAAAACGUGCUGUGAUUGAAAGCCUGUAUAAAGACAGGAAGAAAAUGUUUUAGGAAAACUAUUUGUCGAACAGAGUUUGCGUUAUUGUUUUAAAAACUCUUUAAGGCCCUGUCACACCAAGCUGCGUUCCCAGGGCGUGUUCACGGCGUUGUAAAAUUCAUGGAAUCGCCUUUUGAUUCAGAAAUAAUAUACAAUCAUACAAAAUUUUACAAGUGAAAAUGUCACGGCAUCCUGACGGCGACUGGGGCGUUCUAACAGAGAUCCAAACUACGUGUCCACAGAGUUUUACUUGGUGAUUGACUGCGCUCUGGCUGGGUAUCCGUCGAGCGCUCAUGACGUGCUAGCAGUUUUUACCGCGCGUCCACGGCGUGCUCUGCGCGCUGACUGCGUGCACAUGCGCUGUUGGAGACUUUACGGCGCUGUCACGGCGACCUAACUCCACUUCUACGGCGUGUUUAUCAAAACGCAGAGCCACGGCAUUUACUUUGUGCAUGUUCAAAGUGCGCGCCGUCGCAUGGCGUUCUAAAAUAUUCUAGGAUAUCCCAACGCUGCGAACAAUGAUGCCGUUGCGUUGGUAUGGCGCUUUAGGAGACUCUAGUUCGUUUACCAUGGCGUUUUACAAUAUUCAAUGACGCAGCGGGAUCGCUGUGAGGACACAGCUCCAGUGUGACAGGGGUUUAAACAAUGAGAAGUUUAAUGGCGAGUUUCAGGGUAGCAAGGAUUGUUAUAUACAUGUACUCGUGAUUCAUGUAAGGAAAUAUAUUUUUUUUUUAAACGAACCCGCCUUAAAAACACGUAAUUUCUGUUAUUAAAUCUUUCUAAUUUUUGGAAGACGGUGUGCAAGUUUGAAAUUGUUGCGUGCUGUCAAAAUUUGGUAAAUAGUCAAAAUUGAUGGCAUCUCUGAAAAUUUCUUCAGGGCUGAUAUUAUUUAAUAAUUUGGUAAAUAGUCAAAAUUGAUUGCAUCUCCGAAAAUUUCUUCAGGGCUGCUAUUAUUUAAUAAUACGAGUAGACUUGAACAUUCAAAAUAAUAAUCAGCUAUCAAAGAUCAUCGGGAGAAUUUAUGCAUAAGUGAGCGUCUAAAUUUUACACCUGAUAUACAGACACCGCUAUGUAAUGUAACGUAAAAUUAAGUAACAUUAUUUACAGAAAUGAUAUGCAAAAUCCCUAUUUCUAUGUCAGUUUUUUCUCCUUUAUCGGAUCAAAAGUAAUUCUCUCAGAGAAAGUUUACGUAUGUUUUUUGAAAAAAAAAAAACACGGGAGAAAAUGCAAUAAAAAUAAGCGAAAAAUAAUGGUGUUACGGUGGGGGUUUUUUCAGUUAAUUUAAUUAAAUGUGACAAAGGGCAUAUUUUGUCGGAUUUUUGUGAAAAUGUGAUGAAAGUCUUAUUGUUUAAUAAUUGACCACUUUGAAGAAAGCACCCUUCAAACUGUUGAUCAAUUACAUAACAAUUGAUGAGUGAGGUUCUAAGUAGAGCCUCGGUCAGUUAAGAAUAAAUAAAUACAUCACGUGAUCACCAAAUUAAUUAGAGUUAUCUAUUCCGAAAUUAGUUUUGAACAAAGAAUUAAGAUUUUGAUUGGUCAGUACCUGGGCAGGGAAGCGCGGGUCUCCGUGGGUCACUCUGAUCGGAGACGCCAAUAAAACAACAAGUUUAAUUUUUUUUACGCCUUCCCUGGUUUUAUAUUUAACAGGUAUGAUUUGUGUUUAUUAGUUAAGUUUUACUUUUAUUAUUUUCGCUAUUUGAAACAAAAAUAUAAAUUCAUAGCAUAUUUGAGCUUUCAGGGUUGAUAAGUUAAUUUAAUGCAGUCUUAUACCAAAACUUAAGGACAAAACUAUUUAAAAGUUGGUUAUAUGUAUAUCUCAGUUAUAAUGAUUAGAAUUGAUUUCUUAUUUAAUUCAGUUAUUUUUCUUAUUACUUUACUUUGACCCGGAAUAUUUUAUGUUGAUCGUAGACGUUUAGAUUUUACAUUUAUAAUGUAUACACUCUCCGGUGUUUGGAGAUUUAACAAUUUAUUUGUGACAAAAUGCAGGUAAAUGUUUAAAUAGAGUUUGUACAUUGUUGCGCGUAUUAAUUAGCGGAGUCAGUAAACAGAAUGUUAAAGUUAAUUGAGUAAUUUGUUUUUAAUGUUAAAUGUUUCCAGUUAUGUGUACAUGUUAGUUAUAGUUUAAUUCGAAUUUUCUCGACGGAUAUUUUAGUAUUAAUAUUAUUGGGUUCUACAAUCAUUUGUUGUAUUGAAUAUUAUAAAUCUGAGGUAUAGAUAUAGAGUGAGUGUUUUAUAUUUGUUUGAGCAUUCUAUGAGUCACCAGGUUAAGGAAAGUUGGGUUCAUUUAAGUUUGUAAAUGCCAUUGAGCAUACAAAUUAGAUAUUGAUAUUUUAUUGUAACUGGUGACUAUUGCUUGUAAACACUCUGAUCGGAGACGCCAAUAAAACAACAACUUUAAUUUUAUUUUACGCCUUCCCUGGUUUUAUAUUUAACAGUCAUCCCAAACCGUUUGGACCGGAGACUGGAUCAAUCAAAGUACUGAAAGUACUGUUAGACGGUGGCGUCGUUUGAAAGUAGCAUAUUAGAUGUUUUAUAACUAUUGUCGUCGAAAACCGCGGCCAGUAUCGCAUACAUGUACUAAAACUUUACGCUUACUCGCACAACUGGUCGUGAAUUUCCUACAUGGAUAAUUCUGUGGAAAUCGUAGCUGUGAUCUAAAUCCACACUUUACAAAUGCUGUGUCUCUUGGCCGUCAUCUUUUGGGGAAAACCCAUAGAUUUAUCACUGUAGCCUUUGUAGUAUAGAAGUUUGUAUCUAUAUUUUGUAUCAAUGUUUGUAUCUAUAUCAGUUGACAUUAAAAACCCGUAUUCGGUAAUAA
Magallana angulata is the source of this 8420-nucleotide messenger RNA. RefSeq lists its product as uncharacterized. The record is from RefSeq and is a predicted model, not a curated record. Lineage: Eukaryota; Metazoa; Mollusca; Bivalvia; Ostreida; Ostreidae. The transcript is spliced from 4 exons. Gene Ontology annotation, biological process: proteolysis. Gene Ontology annotation, molecular function: protein binding; aspartic-type endopeptidase activity.